AUGGAAGCGAUUUUAGGACCUGUCCUUUUGGGGAAAAAUGGCAACCAGCCAACCUCCUGCCUUAGAGACGCAAAAUAUUUGCUGCUUUAUUUUUCAGCACAUUGGUGUCCACCAUGUAGAGGCUUCACUCCGAAGCUUGGGCUUUUUUACGACUCUGUCAAUUCAGCGCACAAGCAAGUCGAAAUUGUGUACGUCAGCGGAGACCGUACCCCUGAGCAGUUUGCUGAAUAUUAUGACGAAAUGCCUUGGCUUGCUGUACCUUACUCGGAAUCUGCAACAAGGAAUGAAUUAGCUCAAAGAUUCAGAGUUCAAGGGAUCCCUUCGUUAAUGCUGAUUAAUCAUGAAGGAGUAGUGAAGAAAGACGCAUGCAGAAUGGAUGUUACUAAUAAAGGACCUUUAUGUUUGGCCGACUGGGACGCAGCACUCAACUCUUAA
Blepharisma stoltei is the source of this 435-nucleotide messenger RNA. The record is from the annotation of a GenBank genome assembly. Lineage: Eukaryota; Ciliophora; Heterotrichea; Heterotrichida; Blepharismidae.